CCGUCAGAGUGACUGAUCUAGGCUAAUAAAAUCUCCAGAUGCCAGCAGUUGUCAUCAGUCAGUCAGGCUCAGUCACUAAGUCACACUGGAUCUGGUUGGCUCCCGACUGCAGCAGCAGCGCCACUUAAUCAACGCCACUAUAUACUUUUCAGCGUUUCGCCAACUCCCGAGGACUGUGUCGCGGUCAAAGUCACCGUCGCCUCUGGGAGUGAAGAAAGUUCCCUCUUGUCUCGGCACUAAAGUUGUUGUUUUUCUCCGUGCCGCGUGUCUCUCUGCCGCCCUGGCUCGCCUCUCCUGGCCCUCCUCUCCCCAGCGCUUGUCGUGGAAAGACUGAAAUUACAUCGCUCUCAUGGUGGACUAUUUUCAGCUCCCAGGGAGAGUGGCAGAGGGCAAGCGACAGGUUCUCUAGUCUCGUGGUGCUCAGAAGAGCAGGAGCGUCUCUCUCUCGGUGCGCACAUCUGAAACGUCCGCGGGAGGCUUGUUGUCGUCCUCUUUUUCUUUUUUUAAACCGCACUAGCGCUUUGGCGUUUCGACGGGCCAAGGUGUGGAAGAAUGCUGUGCGCCACAUCGCCAGAUCAGGAGCCCGAUGACAACACAUCCUUCUACAUCCACGAUGUGGGCCAGCCACAGUCCAUGGUUAGCAGCCACCAGUCUAUGGGCCUGCCCCAUUCAGCCGUCUCAAACCACCAGUCUAUGGGUCUGCCACGCCAUAGCAUGCAGGCUUACUCCCAGCUUAUCAACACGUCACCACGCCUGCAGCCACACAAACAGGCCUGCGAGUCCCACAGCUACGACGGUCUACACGAGCCCAAGUACAGCACAUCUCCCCUGCUACCCCACACCCCCACGGGCCCUCCCAAGGCCUUUGAGUGUCCCAGCAUCCAGAUCACCUCCAUCUCGCCCAGCUGUCAGCAGGGGAUGGGCGCCAGUCAGGAGGACCUCAGGGCCAACGGCCCCGAGGGGGACUACCACGGGGAGCGACCUCUCUCCAGGGACCACCUGUACCUGCCCCUGGACCACGCGUACCGGGACUCAUCGCUCAGCCCCAGCCCCUGCAGCAGCAUCUCCUCUAGGAGCUGGUUCUCUGACGCCUCUUCCUGCGAGUCCUUCUCCCACAUCAACGACGACGUGGAACACGAGCUGAACGAGGCGGCCGCCCGCUUCACCCUGAGCUCGCCGCUCACCUCCCCGGGGGCCGGCUCCCCUCAGACAUGGGGGUUGCCCCAGGACGACCAGGGGCCAUGGCAGCAGCAGCAGCAGCAGCAGCACCACCACCCCGCCUUCAUCCACUCCCACUCCCUCACCCUCUCGCCACGGGGGUCCCCGUGCCACUCCCCGCGCACCAGCGUCACCGAUGAGAACUGGCUCAGCCCGCGGCCGCCCUCCCGCCCCUCCUCGCGGCCCACCUCGCCGUGCGGCAAGAGGCGCCACUCCAGCGCAGACAUCUGCUUCCAGGGCUCGCUGUCCCCGCACCACUCGCCCACCCCCACGCCGGGGCCCUCGCCCAGGGGCAGCGUGACCGAGGACACCUGGGGUGGAAGCCCCCAGGCCGGCAUGUCGCCCUUCCAGUUCUGUCCCUCCGAGGCCGACAUACCCUCCAAGACCAGGAAGACCUCCCAGGACAGGACGGUCAUGCAGGGGGACAUGGGUCUGGACGAGCAGGGGAGUAUGUCCCCACACCUGGACUCCCCGUCAGACGAGGGUCUGCACGGCAUGAAGAAGGACGCCGCCGGCGAGCAGUUCCUCUCCGUGCCCUCCCAUUUCACGUGGAACAAACCCAAACCCGGACACACGCCUAUAUUCAGGACCUCGUCCCUGCCCCCUCUCGACUGGCCGCUCCCCAGCCAGUUUGGCCAGUAUGAGUUAAAAAUAGAGGUGCACCCCAAGGCUCAUCACCGGGCCCACUACGAAACAGAGGGCAGCCGAGGAGCCGUCAAAGCAACUUCCGGGGGCCAUCCUAUCGUCAAGCUCAUUGGCUACAGUGAGAAGCCCAUCAACCUUCAGAUGUUCAUCGGCACAGCGGAUGACCGCUACCUCCGGCCGCACGCCUUCUACCAGGUGCACCGGAUCACCGGCAAGACGGUGGCCACAGCCAGCCAGGAGAUCGUAAUCACCAGCACCAAAGUCCUUGAGAUCCCACUCCUACCGGAGAACAACAUGACGGCCAGUAUCGACUGCGCCGGCAUCCUCAAGCUCCGCAACUCGGACAUCGAGCUGCGGAAGGGGGAGACGGACAUCGGCAGGAAGAACACGCGGGUCCGGGUGGUGUUCCGGGUGCACAUCCCCCAGCCCAACGGGAAGGUGCUGUCGCUGCAGGCCUCCUCCAUCCCUGUGGAGUGCUCCCAGCGCUCGGCUCAGGAGCUGCCCCAGGUGGAGAAGUCCAGCCCGACCAGCUGCCUGGUCAGCGGGGGAGAGGAGAUGGUCAUCUCCGGCUCCAACUUCUUCCCCGAGUCAAAGGUCAUCUUCCUGGAGAAGGGCCCUGACGGACGUCCGCAGUGGGAGGUGGAGGCGAAAGUGAUCCGUGACAGAGCUCAAGGAUGCAGUAUAGUGGUGGAGGUGCCUCCGUACCACAGCAAGGCCGUAGGCUCUGCCGUGCAGGUUCAAUUCUACGUGUGCAACGGCAAGAGGAAAAGGAGCCAAUCCCAGCGCUUCACCUACCUGUCAGUCAUGGUGAAACAGGAGCUCAGAGAUGACCUGGACCACCCCUCCGUGCGGCCCCUGUCCAUGCCCAUGCCCAUGGCGCAUGCUGCCAGUCUGGUGUGCACCCAGCUGCCUUCCCCGGAGCAGGGCCACCCCUCUGACGGCCUUCUGUCCGGCUCCCCCAGGGGCCUGGCCGCGGGCCCUGGCCCGGGCCUCCUGCCCCUGCAGGGCCCCUGCCCUUCCCUGGGCUCCCCGUCUUUCCAGCACCUGCCUCAGCUCCAGGGCCGAGGAUUACACCACGCCCCCGCCGACUGCCACAUGACCUUUCAGCCCGGCUCCGCCCCCCACUCCCCCGCCCGGCCCUCCUACCAGCCCAUGCAGCCCGGCCACGCCCACAGCCUGCCCUUCAACGGCCAGCACGGCCUGUCCCCCCAGGGCUACGAGCGGAUGCCCCCCUACCAGCAGGACCGCAGCACAGCACCCCAGCACACCAUGGACCUGGGGGGCAUGGGGGGCAUGGUGUACCCCAGCACCCCUUCCUCCUGCUCCUCCCCCUCCUCCGGCCCCGGCUCCACCAGCCCCAACCACCACGCCCCCUCCCCCCACAGCCAGCAGACCCUCCUGAGUCACUCCUCCUCCCACCUCCACACGAUGGGGGGCUACCACCCCGUCCAGGUGGGCUCCCCCGGCGGCCACCCCCAGGCCGGGCAGCCCCCCUCCCAGCAGCUGCAGCGGGCCAUGAGCUACCACCCCGUGGGCCAACGGUCGGCCUCCUGCCCCACGCCCUCCAGCGCGGCCCCGCCACAGCUGAUCCCCUCGCCCCAGUCGGGACCCCCCUCCCCCCAGGUGCACUCCCUGCCCUACCAGUCCCCCACCUCCCCCUCGCCCACCGCCGGGGGCAGCCCCCUAGGGAGACAGCCGUCCCCCCAGGCCAGCAGCCCCGUCAUGGCCAGCCUGUCCCCGGCGACCGCGGCGGGGCCCAUGAGCCACCCGCUGGCCCCCCAGGGCCCCUUCCCCCCGGACGUAGAGCGGCUGAGCAUCAAGCAGGAGCCCGAGGAACGGGAGCCCACCUUCCGCUCCAUAGGCCUGCAGGACAUUACGCUGGACGAUGUGAAUGAGAUCAUCGGCAGGGACAUGUCGGAGACGCCUGCGGCCCACCCGUCUCCAGACCCUCCACACGGCCAAUCCUAGCUGCCCCCCCCCCUCAGCCUGCCCACCGGGCCGCGCAGCGAGGCAUCCUGUCCUCCGUCCCCCCGCGCUCCCCGUACACCUACACCCCCCCCUCCCCUCCGGCAGCGGUGGACCCAGCCAGACCCUGAACAGACCCCCCCCCACACACACACACACACACACACACACACACACACACACACACACACACAGAUACACAGACUCCUUUACGCGCCUGCAGACCUGCCAGAUCCCCAGGACGACGUGACCCAGUGUCGUCCUGUGAGAGCUCAUCUGCACGGAGGAACACGCCCACAACGUGCUUUCUGACCCCGUGUGCAUGUACACGUGCACGUGCAGAGAGGAGGAGGAGGAGGAGGAGGAGGAGGAAGCUGCAGGCUGACUGACUGGGUGUUCAUAGUAUUAUAGCUCUGAUUAUGUCUCCGUCUUCCUCUCUGUCUCUCUCUCUCUCCGCGGUUCGUCCUUAGGCCCGCGCCUUAACCGUAUCACCACAUUAUGCAAGUCCCCCCCCCCCCUUUCCUCUAUUCGCCAUGUAUGCAAUCUCAAUAUACGCUCGGCCCAGGGUGGUCUACAGGGCAGCAGAACUGAGAACUGAGACCCCCCCCUUUGUUCUGUCCCUGGAUGGGUGCCAGGGACAGCACCAAUCCAUCCAAACAACGGUUAAUUGUAACGGCUUACCUGAUUACCUGAAACGUUGCCAUGUGAGCCCAGUGACCUGUGCUCGGUUGCUGUUCUGUGGGGGGGGGGGGGGGGGGGGGUUGGUGCCUGGCUAGUCAUUCAGUAGCCACAUACACACACAAACACACAACUCAAGGCAGAAACACCACAAACAGCACUGACCUUUCAGCAGUCAGACAGGUUUAAUGUUUAUCUAUGGGCCUAGGUUAACACGGCAGGGUGAUGGAACUCAAUGCAGAGUUCUGCAUUCAGGUCCGUCACCCUGCUAGUGUUGAGAGCGAGAGACAGUUCAAGAUGGCAACCAGUUGACGAAGGCCUGUGGAUGUCAGUUGGUUUAAUAAUAGCUUCUGUUUCUAAUGUAUUGCACACAGCUACGGCCUCGCGUGCAAAACAUUAAAAAACAAAACGUUGACACUGAAGUGAGAUUUCCAAAUGAUCUGGCUGAAACCCUUUGAGUUCAGUGAGCGUCACUGAUGAUGUUUCUCCCCUGCGAAAGCGUCAACCCGCUCAGGGCCUGAGCAGCACGGGGCCUAGGGUGGCUUUCUGCUCUUGACUAGCAUCCCCAUGACAACAACAUUCCACUACUUCUAGUGACCUCUCCUCCCCCUCCAUGUAGAUACCUGUACAUUAACACAACCUUCCCUCCCUCCCCCUUUAUUAAAGCUCUCCCCUCCCACAUGUUUUUAUUUUUAUAACUUUUCUUCAUUUUUAAGCGAACAAAUGCCUUAUUAACACUUAGCAGCAGCAGCAGCAUUUGAUGCUAGGUGCCUGACCGCCAAGGGGCCAAGGUGGAGUCCUCAGUGUGGACUGACUGUAGAUGCUUCCGGAGCCUUCUAUUCUCUAGUUCAUGUGUCGCUGUUUCUGCCAUAGAUUGAAUGGUUUAUGAGGGAUAUAAUCUCGCAAUGGAUUUUAAUAUGCCCUGAAUUAUGUGUUCAAUAUAUAACAUUUGUUUAGAUUCUCUUUUGAAUGGCCCAACAGAGAGACAACCUCUUAUACACUUCAAACCCCAAAACAAAAGAUAAGAUACUGUAAUUAUGACAGAUGAGCGGUUUGGAUAUUUCGCUUCGCAAUAUUCCCAAUUUCGGGAAACAAAAAGGUAUUUCUACAAAACUUAAAUGUAUUAAUCCACUGAUAUUAAUCGUAUAUUGGCAAUCAAAUAAUUGACGAGUGAAGUCAGGAUCUUGAAUGUGUUUUACAGACAGGUGAGAAAGUGCAGACAAACGGUAGAUAGCCAUCGCAUCUCUGUUAGCCCUCUAACAACUCCUUAUAUGGACGUUUUUUUUUUUUAUCUUAACCGUUGCUUAAACUAUAAUACGCUUGCAUGUGAUUUAUGAUACUUUACUUUAGUUGCGAUGGUCAUGUCCAGGUAACAAUGAUUCUGCUAUGCACUAAAACCUAUUGCCUUUAACAUGAGAGCGGAGAGGGAGACCUCAUUGCCUAUAGAUGUAGACUGUAAACAUGCGUUUUGGGUCGGCUUCAAUGGAGUGAUGGAGAAAGCUGCUGGCUACAUAGGGAUUGUUGCAGUGUUUGUGUGUGUGUGCACACGCAUGGUUUAAUACCAAAUGUGCUGAAAAAAAAGAAAGGAAAAAAAAGAAAGGAAUAACGCAACAUUAAACCAAGCACAUUGAUUUUUUUUUUUUUUUUUGGCUAUGCAAAACCACAAGAAGCCAGGGAUGUCUGACAUCGAAUAAAAACUGUAAAUAUUCCUAAUGAACUCCCUCAUGUGUAAAGGAUACACUUUAAAAGAGAGAGAGUAUAAAGUGACGGUGUGUCUGCGUGGUCAGGUAGAAUGCCUUAACUCCUCCUUGUACACCGGUUCCCUGAAGUCCGUAUUGUAUUCCCUUCCCAGAGUUCCGUCUCAGAAAUCAUUCAAUAGUAAUAAUAUGAAACUUUGUAAGAAUUGUAGGGAUUUGUUGUUUGGGGGGGUGGUGUGGAGAAAGGUGUCUUUUCAGAAUACGAGCUGGUGGUGUGAUCUGAAAGACUUCAGGAAUUAACGAAUAAUCAAUAUUGAUAUUAACAAACGCCAGCAUUCACAGGAAGCGCUUGCUGCCGCGCUCUCCUCUGUUGUCACAACCAAAGAUUGAACCUUUGUUCCCAUUUGACACGAUGGUAAGAACAGCAAAGACUGCAGAACUCUAUUUUUGAUAUGUUUGAAAUGGAUGUCAUUCCUAAAAAAAAAAAAAAGUUGGGGACAUUUAAAUAUAUAAAUAUAUAAAUACGUUUUUGUAAGAUAAAAGGGAAAUACAGGUUUAGCUGAUGUUUACCAAGCCUUGUUUUUUUUGUCAUUUCUUGUACAUUUUGUAUUUUAAACAUUUUUGUAAUUUUUAAGACUGCAGUGCUUUUUUGAAAGUAUUCAAAAUAUGCAUCAUAGGCUGUUAAGUUGUGUAUCAAUAAAAAAAUAAUAAUGUUCAGUCA
This is a messenger RNA of Gadus macrocephalus (Pacific cod), 6924 nucleotides long. It is a transcript of the gene nfatc3a, whose product is annotated as nuclear factor of activated T cells 3a. Gene Ontology annotation, biological process: calcineurin-NFAT signaling cascade; regulation of transcription by RNA polymerase II; cytokine production. Gene Ontology annotation, molecular function: transcription factor binding; DNA-binding transcription factor activity, RNA polymerase II-specific; RNA polymerase II cis-regulatory region sequence-specific DNA binding. The record is from RefSeq and is a predicted model, not a curated record. The transcript has 10 exons. Gene Ontology annotation, cellular component: transcription regulator complex. The coding region runs from base 553 to 3831 and encodes 1092 amino acids. NCBI's taxonomy places the organism in Eukaryota, Metazoa, Chordata, Actinopteri, Gadiformes, Gadidae.